AUGUCAAAGUUUGCGAAAGAACUGGAGGGCGACGAUUCGGAAGAUGAAGACGCCGUUGUUAUCGGCGCAGAAGACGUCGCCCAGACAAGUCAACCUUCUUUGAAUCCAAUUCAAAACAAAGGUUCUCUGACUGAACUGGAUAAAAUUCAAGGGUUUACAAUUGAAAUAUUAGGAAUUUCGAUUAUUGCGAGAAAAUGUCUCAAAUUUCAGGCAAUGACGGCAUUCCGUUGAGCGAGGCGGAAAAAGAGCUUUUGCGCGAAGAACUCCUGAAGGUAAGAAAUUUUUCAAAUGGCUAAAUUUACAAUGCCGUGUUCCUUUUAGAUACGUAAAAUGCGAAAAUUUUUUCAAAAAUGUAUUGUCUUUUUGAGCUCUUACCGGUAUAACGUUUUAAUACUUUUCUCAAAUUUAUCUUAAGCUUUUUCAAACUUUUUAGUAGUUUAAAAAUAAUAAAAUAUAAACUCGUCACUUGGAGUUUGAAUCUUCAAAAGCGCCUUCCAUAUUGCAUAUCCUCUGAAAAGGUCACGGAUGAAUUUUAGCAAUUCAUUAAACAUCGCAGUUUGAGAUUGUUUGUCCAAUAAAAAAAAGAUGGGUUUUUUCUUGAUUAUUAAAUUUUUUUUCAGACUGAAGACGAGAUUUCAACCCUUAAGCAAGUUCUUGUAGCCAGGCAAAAGGUUGGUAAAACAAAAAAAAAAUGAACAAUAAAAAACUUUCUUUUCAGCAUGCCGGAGAACUGAAGCGCAAACUCGGUCUUUCGCCGUUUUCUGAAUUGUCCCAGGACAUCAACCGAAGCGUUAAAGUCGUUACAGAUACCGAAGCGUAAGUUUUCCACCUCCUGAUCAAUAUGAAAUGAACGUAAUAUUCAUUUCAGUUUCCAAAAAACUGCUGAAGUUACCGCCGCGGCUGCUGACACUGUCAAGGAAAAAUGGCAAGAUAUGCGCAACUCUUCGCUUUUUAAAUCUUUCGAAUCCAAGUUGGGAACAGCUUACAAUCAGGUAUAAUUCAUGGCUUAGAUACGUUGUUUUGAACUUCAAAAUAUUUAUUUGCAGGCAAAAAUGGCGGCUUCAACCUCUAUCGAUCAUCUUGCUGGAGCUGCACGUGGUCAAUCACAAGCCGGGACGCCAGUUGCGGAAGAAGCCAAACCUAUGCCUUAA
Caenorhabditis auriculariae is the source of this 1151-nucleotide messenger RNA. The record is from the annotation of a GenBank genome assembly. Lineage: Eukaryota; Metazoa; Nematoda; Chromadorea; Rhabditida; Rhabditidae.